AUGGUCCCCAUCCUUACCGGAAGACCUGCGCGCACAGGGAAGGUUGACUCGGCGCAUGGACCCAAGCAGCUCAAAGAUGGGAGGGUUGUUCAGUCAAUCCUACAAAACCUCCCUGCAACAGCAGACUGGGGCCAUCAGAUCAAGCAAGCAGCAUGUGCCAUAGUCGAGAACAGGAAAAAUUACAGAGGGUACCGGGAAAGCUCGGCUCUCAAGCGGCUGCGCAGGCAAGCAAUGCAAGCCACGCCGAGGGCUGAAGCAAGGGAGCUGUGGAAGCAGGUAUGGAAGGUAAGGAGGCAGGAAAGGGAUGGAUGGCAGAAGGGGCUCCUUGAGGCAGCCCUUGCGGAGGACUGGCAAGCGCUCCGGGCGAUCAAAACAGCGAGAAGAAGACACCAGUGGGAAGAGGCACUCACUACACAGCCAGACUGGGAGGAGACGAUGCGAGAACACUUCCACAGUAUCUUCGCCAAGCAAGCAGCAGAACAAGUAAAAGCCGAAAUAGCCGCGGUUUGGGAGCAUCUCACCACCCUCUGCAAAACCACCAGGUGGCGACCUUUCACCACAGAGGAACUGGCACAAUGCACAACAGCAUGGGAGUUCAACGACGCCCUUUAUAAAGGCAGAUGCUCCCACCUCACCAAGAAGUCGGCGACCAUUCUUCUUCCCAAAGAAGCGCAGCCAGCAGACUGGGGAAGGCAGGCGGCUGAGCUGAUACUCCUGCUAAGGCGAGCAAUAAGGGUAAGUAAGGAGUGGAAUGUGCCGUUCCACAUCCUUAAGGUGGACGUCUCUAAAGCCUUCGACACAGUGUCCCAGCCAGCACUGUCGGCGACCAUCGGAGACAAGCUUGCCCCCCUAGGACUGGCGUGGGAAGCGCGACUCUGGGUAGACUUGGUAGAGAACCGUGAGUUGGAAGUGUACGCCCAGGGGCUGCCGAGACCCGUCCAGCAAACCAAUGGCGCACGCCAAGGUUCUCCGGAUAGUCCGGUAAUCUUUGCCAGUGUCAUUGGGGACGUGCUCAACGAGACCCUUGCUGAGGAAGGGGAACCCAAUACCGGAGCAAUGAGGCUGGCCAAGAGGAACUUGGCCAUACACCCCCGAAAAACCAAGUACGUGCACACCUCAGAACAUGAGCACACCCUGCACGUGGCCGGCCAGGAAGUGAGGGGAGACAGAAUGGGGACGAUCGCGGUGUUGGGGGCGCCAAGUGGCAUGCAACAAGAAGUACUGGCGUGCUUGGGUGAGAUCUCCAGGAGGGCCAAAGCUGCCUUUGCGGUGCACAGGCGGAUGCUAACGGGAGCAGGGAGCGCAAAACAGAAGAUGAUUGCCUACGGCAGAUUCGUCAACCCCGCGGCCCUGUGGGCCGUGGGGGCCUGCCACCCUCACGAGGCCUUGCUGAAGGGGGCGAACAGCGUCCAGCUGAUGCAGUUGCGCCAGGCGCUAGGGAUACCCAGGCGACCACUUGAAUCCUGGGUCGAUUGGAACCAACGAUCCCUGCGCUUCGCCCGACUUGUUCUGGCUCAGAAGCUAGAACUCCGCUGCAGCUCGGAGAUGCUCAAGCUGAUCUGGAGGCUCUACGGACAUAUGGCCCGCCAUGAAGACGACAGCACGGCCUUGCUACGAUGGAGAGACCAUGCAUGGUGGGAGGGACAACAGGCAGACCCCCAAGGAGCCAGGCAUCCCAAAAGGUUCAACGCGAUGCUUAACACAGAACGCCUUCUCAACCAAAUUGCCCGCCCAGAACCGCGUGGAAUGGAGUAG
This is a messenger RNA of Symbiodinium pilosum, 1755 nucleotides long. The record is from the annotation of a GenBank genome assembly. Lineage: Eukaryota; Dinophyceae; Suessiales; Symbiodiniaceae.